CAAACAGCAGCUUUCCUCUCUUUCUCGGCUACUGAUAGAAGUACUACGUGCAGUAUGCCUAUGUCUUCGUUGGUAGCGGGGAUCCAUCGUAGCCUAUCCGAAACGCUCUGUGUGUUGUGACCACGCAGCUACCGGUGUCCACCGUCGUGUUACUUUCCCCCGGCCCCGGAGCUCCGGCCUCCGGUCGAACACGGUUGACCCACACUAAAACAGCCACAAUGCUGCUGAGCGGUCGUUCUGCACGUCGACAAGCUUCGGAACGGCUUCUGGAGCUUGUCUUCUGCGCUAUGCUACUGGUGCUCAUUACGUCGCUUACUAGCCAUGUGGCUUGCCUUGGCCCUGAAGCAGACCUUCUGAAUGAGAGGAGGGAUCGUGGAGAAGUGACAGCGAGGAGUAGAAAUUUUGACCUCGAUAGCUUUACCAAUGUGGCAGGUAUGAAUGGAAGAAUGAAUGAUCGGAUGGAAAUGGCGGAGGGCGUUCAGAGCGACGAGAGACACGUGUUCAAUAUCACCGACUAUGGUGCUGUGGGAGAUGGUGUGACAAACUGCACACAAGCAUUCCAGGCGGCCAUCCGAGCAGCUUCCAAGGCCGUCAAUCACUCAACAGUCUACGUACCUGCUGGGAAGUUUCUCACUUCACCACUACGACUGGACGACUGCAAGAAUACCUGGCUGGUGAUUGAGGGCACGGUACUUGCACCAAGUGAGACGGCUGAUUGGCAUGGCAAGAACCACUUGAUCAAGUUCACGGAGCCCACGAACUGCAGUGUGCUUGGUGUGAGCGGGACGGCAUCCAUCGACGGGGUCGGUGCUGUCUGGUGGGCCAGUGAGGCUGCAGGGAAUAGCUCCCGACCGGAUCUACUGAUAUUCAAAGGAGGUAUGCAUGGUUACCCACAGCCCAGCGUAUUCAACAUCAGCUUGGUGAAUGCACCCGGUGCACACAUCAAAAUACAGGACACCGUUAUGUACGCAGCUCCGUUAGCAAUGACUGGCACGCUGCAGUGGACAGCUGCAACAACAGAGAACAUAAAGUCGGUUACAUCAAUGAUGCCUUUUGAAUCUCACGUGGUGAUGCACAAGAUUACGGCACAAGCCAACCCGACCCGUUUGUCUGUGGGUCUCCGGCCAUGGACAAACGUAGUCAAAGAGCUCUCGUCUCAGGCCGUGACUCACGGAAGUGGUGGUGGUGGUGGUGGUGGUGGUGGUGGCGGUGGUGGUGGCGGCGGCGGCGGCGGCGGCGGCGGCGGUGGUGGCGGCAGCGGUUGUGGUGGCGGCGGCGGCGGCGGCGGCGGCGGCGGCGGCGGCGGUGGUGGUGGUGGUGGUGGUGCUGGUGGUGGUGCUGUGUGCACUGUGUCGGAAGCGAAUAUUGCGUGA
Molecule: messenger RNA, 1373 nt
Organism: Sycon ciliatum
Lineage: Eukaryota; Metazoa; Porifera; Calcarea; Leucosolenida; Sycettidae
Product: heterogeneous nuclear ribonucleoprotein A3 homolog 2-like
Exons: 9
Coding region: 219-1373 (384 amino acids)
Source: RefSeq, a predicted model, not a curated record